This is a messenger RNA of Linum tenue, 1923 nucleotides long. The record is from the annotation of a GenBank genome assembly. Lineage: Eukaryota; Viridiplantae; Streptophyta; Magnoliopsida; Malpighiales; Linaceae.
CCACCCCUUCUCGUCGAUCAACUCUGCUGGGUUUUGAUUCUCCCCUUACCUUCUCCACCUGCCACAAACCCUGCCCAGAUUCCACCUCUAAAACAUGAGCUUUUGACCAAUAUCCCCUCAAUCACCGGUUCCCCUUCAUCACAAUCGCAUCCUUCAAUCUCCUCCCGCUCGAUGUUCUUGCUGCGGAUGAAGAGGUUUCCUUUGCCGGAGUGGAGGUUGAGGUUUGAGAGGAGCUUGGAGAGAGGUUGCAUUCUUUGACGAUCCAACGCUCGUCUAUUUCUCUGAACUUCAUCAUUGGUUGGAGCUCAACGGAAGUUGUUAAUUGAAUGGUUAGCUAGGAAUUGCAGGGAUUGGGUGACAGUGGAGGUGAAGAUGGUUCAAAUUAGGAAGACAUAGAGAGGGCUAGAGGGAAGAAUUGGGUAACCAAAAAUCACAAAUCAUGGCCAGUCGUCCGUCGCCGCCGCCGGCAGAGAGAUUUGCUUGAUCUGGGAUUUUCGAACGAUGUGUUCCAGAUCUGCUUUUGAUCCGACGACGGUUGCCGCGUUCCAGGGAUCUCUUUCCAAUCCCCCCAUUCACCACCAAGUGCAGGGGUUGAGUAAGAGCAUACAAGAGUCAGCAAGCACUCAGCCACCAAGGCACCAACUUUUCAGGCAAACGGGGUUGUUGCCACAUUGACCCACCACCUACCAUUUCUGACGUAUAAUUUCUUUGUCGAUUUCAUUACUCAUUCAUUAGGAUCAACUUGUUAAGAAGCAAACAAAAACAAUUGUUUGGGGGCUAUUAAUAAAUUGAUAUUAAACUACAAAAAGGCCCUCCAAACCACAAAUCCUUCCUAAUAAACCCUUCACCAAACCAGCCAUAUAAAUAAAUAAUCAGAAAUAAAAUACUAUAAACCCUUGAGUGGAGUCGGAGGCAAUAGGGAGUGGGGAAGUGGGCUGACACUCUGGAGAAUUCAGAAUAGUGGUUUUUGUUUGCCGCUACCCCUCAUUGCGAUCUUGGUUUCUUCCCCCAAAGCCGCCACUCCCACCAAUCGUCCCUUUCUACCCUCUCUGAUCCCAUGGCUUCGCGGUUGUUGUGGGCUUCCAGAGCCGCUUCCUUGCUCAGGAUCUCCGUUCCCUACAGGGGAUUUGCUUCUGCUUCCAUGAUAGUAGAUUUCGGUUGACAUCCCUGAAUGAUAGUUUUCUCAGAAAACGUAGAUACGUUCAGCUUUGAUCGAUGCAUUGCCAAUGUUGCUGCAGUUAUCAAGGACCUGAAGUACGCGGAGAGUCACGAGUGGGUGAAAGUCGAUGGCAACUCUGCCACGGUUGGGAUAACUGAUCAUGCUCAAGACCAUCUAGGGGAUGUUGUGUAUGUCGAGCUACCAGAAUUGGGUACGGAAGUUACCCAGGGAAACAGUUUCGGUGCAGUUGAAAGCGUCAAGGCUACCAGUGAUAUCAACUCUCCGGUUUCUGGGAAAGUAGUUGAAGUCAAUGAGGAGCUGAAUGGGUCCCCUGCUCUGGUUGUGAAUACGAGCCCGUACGAGGAAGGGUGGAUUAUAAAGGUGGAAUUGAAGGAUGCUGGUGAGCUUAACAACUUGAAGGAUGCAGAUGCCUACUCCAAGUUUUGUGACGAAGAAGAUGCAAAGCAUUAGGAGGGGUUUCGGGAUUUAUUUCUGCUUGGUUCUUCUGUCUUUUGGGAAUGACAUUGUUGCGAUCUUAUGAAGGGGAAGCUAGAUUGAAAGCACGUAACUUUUGAUUUUCCCUCUUUAUGAUCGAGUUCUUUUCGAAUAUGUUUCACUCUUCUGAGGAAGCUAGAUGUGGUGGGUGUUGGUAGGGUAGGAGUCUUGUUCUGAACCUUGGAAAUAAUAAUUGGAAAGAUUGGAGAUGUUUGAUUCGUUUCCAGGUCCCAUGAGGGUGUUUAAUUUACAGGUUGGAUUGGCAAGUU